UUUAACUUCAUCGACAUGUUGGGUUUUAUAAAGAAUGUUGCUCGCGGUUUGACAGUUGGGCCCAGCAAUGCUCAGAUUGCUGUGGUGUCUUUCAGCGAUACUGCCCGGAUAGAGUUCCAGUUUGGAGAACAUGAUGAUCACGCAUCAUUAGAAAAAGCAAUCAACUCUGUUAAUUAUGACGCAAUGGGUACAGCAACAAGUGAAGGGAUAAAGUUGGCCCGGGAAUCUAUUUUCAAAAAUAGCUCUCGGAAAAGCGCUACUAAAGUCGCACUCGUAAUUACCGACGGAUCUUCGGAUUCCUUUCAGGAAACUGUUAAAGAAGCCAAGACAACACGAGAGGAGGGAAUUGUACUUUUUGCUCUAGGAAUAGGGAAUAUAAAUAAGGCAGAGUUGUAUGCCAUAGCAAGUCCACCAGACUGUACCCACGUGAUCAUAUUGGCGGGGUUUUCAGAAAUCGACAACGUUGUUCAAGAAAUCAAGAAAUCUGCAUGUCGAGCACCAAUAGUUGUGGAUUCUAACAGUGUAGUGGGUAUAAAUGGAACUAACGUGGAUAUACACGGGAUCAGACUGAAUGUUACUUACAAACACAGUAUCCACACCACUACAACGCUGGCCUUUGUCACACAGAAAAGGGACUCAAACAUCACAGGGUCACACAAUGUGCUAGAGGUCAAGGUAAAUUGCGGUGUUGUUCAAGUGUACACUUCCUUCGACAACCCUCACCCUAGCUCCGUCUUCUACAACCAAAAACUGACCGCUACAGACGGACAUCCGGCACUUCUCUUCCUGAACAAGACGGCAGACGGUCGACCUCUGUAUGUGACGUCAGUGGGAACACCAUACGGCAUCAAGGGAAAGAACUGUACCGACGCAAACUACUUCUCAACAUUUGCUCAUAUCAAUAUAUCCAAGGUUGAUGUGAUAUGUCGAGAAGAGGGACUCGAACGACCGUGUACAAAAAAGGACUUCGAGCUGAAACCAGCUUUCAAGGACAUGGUGUGUAAGUCAGGCGGAAUGUCGGUUCCAAAUCCCUGUUCAACUACUGCUCUUCAGAGAGGAGAGUUUUAUCAUCCACAUCCAAACGACGACACAAAAUUCAUAAGGUGUGAUUAUCAACAGAAGAUGUACGUCAUCCAGUGCCCGGAUGGACAACAGUACACAAAUGGUUCAGAUUCCUGUGGAACAGCGCAGGUAGCAGUGGGAGGAGAUAGGGUAUCUCUUGACCUUGACCUCGUGAACCCCUGCACGCCACAAUCUCUUAUCAACCACCGGUUCUUCUUCUCGUACCCUAAAGAUAACACAAAGUACAUUCACUGUGACGUCUGGGGACAUGCUUGGGUGUCUAACUGUUCCUCCAGCAUGGUGUGGAGCCAGUCAAAACAGACAUGUACCCCGGAUGUCCACACCUCCACAAAUCCCUGCACACAGGACAAAGUGAAGCAGGGAUAUACCAUGUUCCCUCAUCAAGAUCCCCACAAGUACAUACACUGUGACAACGCCCUGAAUCCCUGGGUUCAGUCCUGUACCCCGAAUACAGUGUUUAACUUUGCUUCCCAGAACUGUGUUUGGGAAACUGCACCUGUUGGGUGGAAGAUGGAUGCCAACAAGAAAGUCCUUUCUUUGGCAGUAGUAAUUUUUGCAUUGUCUUUGAAAUUCUGCUCGUCUGCUGUCGACCGGACGCGGGAAGAUCGCGCGGUGGGAGCAGACAUUGUUCAGGCAGUCGUGGACAUUAUCAGAGAAAACUGCAUCUAUCCAAACGACCGGAUCUUUCUCAGAAGACUUGCUUUUGUCGAAUCAAAGGAUGGACUCAGUACAGAUACGUUCAGGCCUCACUUUUACGGCGGGAUUUGGCAGAUACAAAAAUCAGAGUUUGAGUCCACUAAACACUGCUACGGAUUGGAAGACAUGUGUCUGGCUAUCAAGGAAAAGCUACACAUUGACUGGAGGAGAACAGUCUGGCAGGAUCUCACCAAACCUCUGUAUUCCGGAUUAGCCGCUAGUCUGAAACUGCAGCAACUUGUCGGAAACAAUACUCCUGGUGUCCUAGAAAAGCAGGCAGAUUUCUGGGUGCACAACUAUCACAAAGGAAGAUCUGCCUCUCAGUUUAUAACGGAAGUAAACAAAAUCCCAGAUGAAAAAUGUCAAAUAGAUUUAGCAUUCAUGUUGGACGGAUCAGGAAGCAUUGCAUUCUUAAAUUUCCUGCGAAUGCUGGAAUUUGUUAAAAAUACCACAAAACAAUUCGAAAUUGGGUCUGAUGCAGUUGAAGUGGCGGUCAUCUCUUUCAGUGAUUAUGCACGUGUAGAGUUUGGAUUUGGACAAUAUAAUACUCAUAGUGGACUUAAUAUUGGGAUUGAUAACAUUCAGUAUGAUGCUGGAGGGACAAACACUGCCUCAGCCAUCCGUGUUACUAGAACCUCUGUCUUCGGCUACAACUCGAGACCGAAUGCAGUAAAAGUUGGACUCGUCAUCACAGAUGGUUACUCAAAUUAUUUUAAUAGCACCGUCCAGGAAGCUUUUUACGCUAAAGAGGAUGGUAUUGUUCUCUUUGCAAUCGGAAUAGGAAAUGUCAAUGAGGUAGAAUUAAAUGAGGUAGCAAGUAGUCCAAACUGUACUCACGUUUUCUUCAUUACUGAGUUUUCCGAUAUUGACACCCUGGUGUACGAAAUAAAGAAAGCUGCAUGUCGAGCUCCGGUUGUGAUAAAUCUUGGUCAAACCAAGCCACCCGUCACAGGUCCGGUAACUGAUAUAUUCGGAUCAACCAUAUCACCGACUGCUACAACGGGAAAUAACGGAGGAUCAAAGGGAAUAGAAAACAACAUUACGGCCAAUGGCACGAAAGUCACAAUAUCUGUACAAACUGACAUCCACAGUAACCAGAACAACAAAACUUCUACAAACACCAUGAUGAAUGUGUCUGUGAACUGUGGAAUUGUCCAUGUGUACACUUCCUAUGACAAUCCCCACCCCAGUCCAGUCCUGUACAAUGACAAACUAACAGCUACUGAUGGUCAUCCGGCCGUUCUUUACAUUAACAGAACCGUAGACGGGCGCCAGUUAUAUGUGACUUUUGUUGGAACAAAACUCCCUCCAGAAGCAGCUGGUCUGAAAAACUGUAGCGAUGCCAAAUAUCAAGCAAUUUUUAUUACAGAAAACAAAACAGGUAUUAACGGGCUUGUGAUUGCAAAUCCUUGCACAGCCACUGCUAUACAGAACAACGAGAUGUACCAUCCCCACCCCUAUGACGACACCAAGUUUAUUAAGUGUGACUAUCAACAAAAGAUGUACGUCACACUGUGUCCCAGUGGAGAAAGAUAUCAUCAGGGUUCCCAUUCCUGUGGAUCCACCACUGCUACUAUAUCUAAAGACAAGACUCCACUGGACCCUGACCUGUCGAAUCCCUGUACUGCGCAAGCGCUGAUGAACCACCAAUUCUUCUUUGCAUACUCCAGAGAUAAGACAAAGUUCAUUCACUGUGACGUAUGGGGUCAUGCAUGGAUCAUGCUAUGUGCUUCAAAUUUAGUUUGGAAUCAGCAGAGUCAGACCUGUAUUGAAGAUACACACACCUCCUCUAACCCUUGUACCCAGGAUCAGUUAGAUAAAGGAAUCACAAUGUUUCCACACCAAGACCCCCACAAGUACAUACACUGCGAUAAUGGACUAAAUCCCUGGCUGUUCUACUACAGUAUUUUCUCGGGGAACUUAAAUUCCCUUGCCGUAUUUGAUAAAGCUCUAGAUGUUUUGCAGACAAUUCUUAAAACAGUUGGUUGGCUUAUCCCUGAAAUGUCAGGGACUACCUGUGAUCCAGUGGCAAAGUACCUCGGAGCCGUCAAAACUUGCAGAGAAGCCGGUGGAGGCCAUGAUAAGGGAACUGGAGUGUCAAUGAUGGAGACCGGAGGAACUCCACUCCACUCUCGCUUGCCUGGUGGGAGAAGAGGCAUAACCCCUGUCGACAAUAGCCUCAUGGCUCUCUGUCUUCCAUCAACAGUAGGGUGGAAAGGGGUUGAAAUUGGAAAUGCCAAUAGAAUUCCUUGUUGUUGUUCAUAUGGAAAGGUGUCUGCAAUAGCAGGACUAUAUAUGAUGUCACUCUCUUCCAAUCCGAUAGUACUUGCCAGAUGUUUGGACAGCUGUUUCCCUGGGUGUUUAACUUCUUUAAAUGUGGGUGGGUUCUUGGAACAACCUCGCACUCUUCGCAAGACACUCGCUAACAGCUUUGGAUCUUUGUCUAGUGAUCGUAAAGUUAGAUUGUACCAGAGGGUAGAGAAGUCAGACUUUGAAUCCACCAAACAAAAUUAUCGUCUUACUGAGAAAUACAAAAUCAUCCAUGAAAAGCUAAACAUAGCAUGGGAAACUGUGCAAUGGAGAGACUUGACAAAGCCACUAUACUCGGGCCUGGCUGCCAGUUUGGUUUUGGAGUUAAGGGCAGGGAGAAACACGCCUGGUGUUUUGGAAAAGCAAGCUGAGUUUUGGAAGAAUUAUUAUCAUCCAGAUAAACAUGAUAAAUCAACAGAAUUUUUCAUUUCUCAAGUUCAAAACAUACACAAUGUAUUUGUAUUUGUAGCUGACUGCCAGAUAGAUAUGGGAUUUAUUCUGGACGAAUCGGGAAGCAUUGGGAUGGAUAACUUUCUUGUUAUGCUCGACUUCGUAAAAAACGUAACUGAAAAAUUUGAGAUCGGUCCAGAGGCAGUAGAAGUAGCUCUUGUGAAGUUUGAAUCUUUUGCUAAUUUGGAAUUCGGAUUUGGUACCUACAAUAAUCACCAUGACCUAAAUGUUGCCAUCGACAACGCCAACUACACGGGUGGCGGUACAAAUAUUGCUGCGGGUAUUCGCCUGGCCAGAGAAUCUGUCUUUCGCUUUGGAUCACGGUCGAGUUCAACAAAAGUCGGCCUAGUUAUCACUGAUGGCUGUUCAAACAUAUAUGAUACAGUUCGAGAGUCAAAGUACGCAAAAGAUGAAGGUAUAGUCCUUUUCGCUUUAGGAAUUGGAAGCAUUUGUGACGACGAACUCGAGUCCCUGGCCAGCGACCCAAACUGUACACAUGUGUUUUUCCUCUCAGGAUUUUCUGACAUUGACAGCCUAAUCUAUGAAAUUCAAAAGGCGGCUUGCCGAGCUCCAGUUGUUAUUGGCCCAUCUCAGACAGUUACAUCACAAAGCAACGGGACCAAUAUUACCACACCAAUUACACACACAAUAAAACAAACUUUAAGUCAAAACAAAACAGAUAUAAAGACCGUUGCCGUAUCCACAAACAACACUGGGAACGAUACUGGCUUAGACAGUGUGAUGCAAUUGACAGUUAACUGUGGAAUAGUCCAUGUGUAUAUGUCCUACGAUAACCCGCACCCCAGUGCAGCUCUCUAUAACAAUAAAGUGACAGCAACGGACAACCAUCCUGCUGUACUUGUCCUGAAUAAGACGAAAGAUGGACGUCCACUGUAUAUGACGUAUGUGGGGACAAGCUUGCCUGAACACGCAGCUGACUUGAAAAACUGUAGCGACGCUCACUACGUGACAACGAUAUCGUAUGUUAACAAAUCAGGAAUAGAGAUAGUCUGCCGCCAAAACGGACAUGAGCGUGAAUGUACAAAACUCGACUUUCAACUCAAUGAGAAAUAUAAAGAUUACUUAAAAUGUAGUUCCUCAGGUCUGGAUGGAACACCGGUGCCUAACCCAUGUACCACGGAAGCAAUUCAAAAUAACGAGCUUUAUCAUGCUCAUCCAUAUGAUUAUACAAAGUUUAUCAAAUGUGAUUAUCAGCAUAAGAUGUACAUCACUCAGUGUCCGCAGGGAGAACGGUAUUCACAGGGUUCACAUUCUUGUGGGUCCUCAACAGCCACCAUUACUGGAGACAAGACCCCGCUUGACCCGGAUGUGAAAAAUCCCUGCACCGCACAAACACUGGCUAACCAAGAAAUGUUCUUCCCAUAUGGCAAAGAUAAUUCAAAAUUCAUUCAUUGUGAUGUGUGGGGGAAUGCAUGGGUCAUGAACUGUCCACAGAAUUUGGUAUGGAACCAAAACAAUCAUGCUUGUAUCGAAGAUACACAUGUAUCGUCUAACCCCUGCAUUAAAGACCAAAUAGACCGAGGCAUCACCAUGUUUCCUCACCCAGACCCCCACAAGUACAUUCACUGCGACACUGGACUAAAUCCAUGGGUUCAGUCUUGUGUUGGAGGCACUGUGUUUGAUUUUAAAACACAAAACUGUGUGUGGGAAAAUGCUCAGUUUGGUAAAUAGAAAUUGCUGGAUUUAUUUUUAUAUUCUUGUUAUUAUUUGAAAAA
Saccostrea cuccullata (small rock oyster) is the source of this 6275-nucleotide messenger RNA. RefSeq lists its product as uncharacterized. Gene Ontology annotation, cellular component: extracellular region. Gene Ontology annotation, molecular function: chitin binding. The transcript is spliced from 23 exons. Lineage: Eukaryota; Metazoa; Mollusca; Bivalvia; Ostreida; Ostreidae. The coding region runs from base 16 to 6231 and encodes 2071 amino acids. The record is from RefSeq and is a predicted model, not a curated record.